This is a messenger RNA of Acinonyx jubatus (cheetah), 3014 nucleotides long. It is a transcript of the gene DUSP10, whose product is annotated as dual specificity phosphatase 10. Gene Ontology annotation, molecular function: protein tyrosine/threonine phosphatase activity; MAP kinase tyrosine/serine/threonine phosphatase activity. The transcript is spliced from 4 exons. The coding region runs from base 519 to 1952 and encodes 477 amino acids. Gene Ontology annotation, cellular component: cytoplasm; cytosol. Gene Ontology annotation, biological process: protein dephosphorylation; negative regulation of JUN kinase activity. The record is from RefSeq and is a predicted model, not a curated record. NCBI's taxonomy places the organism in Eukaryota, Metazoa, Chordata, Mammalia, Carnivora, Felidae.
GAGUCCAGCCCACUGACACUUCAGCCCCGGAAAGGGUUAACCGCAUCCAGCCGGUUCGGUUUACAUGUAAAUAGAGAGCAGCUGCUCCGCGCGGGCCCCGGCUGGCCCUUUUAAGUUUUUGAUUGGUUGCCAAUGACAUCACCGCCAGUGUUCUAACUCUGAGGACCCUGAGCGGCGUCGGAUAAACCCUCCUUAAAGAGACGAGGCCACGCCCCCGGCUCCUCCCCCCAGGCUGCCCAUUGGCCGCGGGCCACUGUGAGGCCGCGGUCAGCUUUCUCCUGAUCCCUAUUGGCCCAACGUGCCGUCGGUCGGCAGCCGGCCCGCCCCCCCAGAACCUUACAUUUACAGUGUAGCAAAAGAGAAAGUAACUAUGUUGCUGCUGGAGAUCAAUGAAGCCAAGUGAAUGGGGGCUGAAUGGGCGAAUCCAUAGCUGAAGCGGAGCGCCAGAUGGUGGAGGGCUACGCUUAUUUAUGAAACUGUCUUGAGUUCUUCUUGAAUUGCCAGUUUUCAGCCUCCUCAUGCCUCCGUCUCCUUUAGACGACAGGUUAGUGGUGGCAUUGUCUAGGCCCGUCCGACCUCAGGACCUCAACCUUUGUUUAGACUCAGGCUACCUUGGCCCUGCCGCCCCCGGCAGUAGCAGCCGCCCUCCGGUCAUUGCCACCACCGUCGUGUCCCUCAAGGCUGCGAAUCUGACGUAUAUGCCCUCAUCCAGCGGCUCUGCCCGCUCCCUGAAUUGUGGAUGCAGCAGUGCCAGCUGCUGCACUGUGGCAACCUACGACAAGGACAGUCAGGCCCCGACCCAGGCCGUCGCCGCUGCCAUCGGAACCUCUACCGCCUGCCCUGCCAGCCAGAUGGUCAACAGCAAUGAGAACGCAGGCCCUUUAAGUCCGUCAGGUGGGGUGGGAAGCCCUGUGUCAGGGACCCCCAAGCAGCUAGCCAGCAUCAAAAUAAUCUACCCCAAUGACCUGGCGAAGAAGAUGGCCAAAGGCAGCAAGAGCCACCUGCCGAGCCAGGGCCCCGUCAUCAUUGACUGCAGGCCCUUCAUGGAGUACAACAAGAGUCACAUCCAAGGAGCUGUCCACAUUAACUGUGCCGACAAGAUCAGCCGGCGGCGACUGCAGCAGGGCAAGAUCACUGUCUUAGACUUGAUUUCCUGUAGGGAAGGCAAGGACUCUUUCAAGAGGAUCUUUUCCAAAGAAAUUAUAGUUUAUGAUGAGAAUACCAAUGAGCCGAGCCGAGUGAUGCCCUCCCAGCCUCUUCACAUAGUCCUCGAGUCCCUGAAGAGAGAAGGCAAAGAGCCUCUGGUGUUGAAAGGUGGACUUAGCAGUUUUAAGCAGAACCAUGAAAACCUCUGUGACAACUCCCUCCAGCUCCAGGAGUGCCGGGAGGUGGGGGGCGGCGCGUCUGCAGCGUCCAGCGUGCUACCUCAGUCUCUCCCCACCACCCCUGACAUCGAGAACGCGGAGCUGACGCCCAUCCUGCCUUUCCUGUUCCUCGGCAACGAGCAGGACGCUCAGGACCUGGACACGAUGCAGCGGCUGAACAUAGGCUACGUCAUCAACGUCACCACUCACCUGCCCCUCUACCACUACGAGAAAGGCCUGUUCAACUACAAGCGGCUGCCGGCCACCGACAGCAAUAAGCAGAACCUGCGGCAGUACUUCGAAGAGGCCUUCGAGUUCAUUGAGGAAGCUCACCAGUGUGGGAAGGGGCUUCUCAUCCAUUGCCAGGCGGGGGUGUCCCGGUCCGCCACCAUCGUCAUCGCGUACUUGAUGAAGCACACUCGGAUGACCAUGACUGACGCUUAUAAGUUUGUCAAAGGCAAACGGCCAAUUAUUUCCCCAAACCUUAACUUCAUGGGGCAGUUACUGGAGUUUGAGGAAGACCUGAACAAUGGUGUAACACCACGGAUCCUUACGCCAAAGCUGAUGGGUGUGGAAACGGUGGUGUGACAGAGGUCUGGAUGGAAAGGAUUACUGUUCUCCACUAGGAGACGAAGAGAAAGGAUGAUGGAUUCUGUCUUUUUCUCUCUUUUUCUUUCUUUCUUUCUCAUUUUUUUUUUUUAGAUGGGGGUAACGUUUGUGAAUGGAAACAAAACUUGUUUAAAAACUCUUUAUUUUUAACAAGUGUGAGAAGAAUUUAACUUUUGAUGCCCAUUGAGAUUUACUUCCCAUGAACUGACGAAGCAGGGAGGCUAAAGGAGUAAUUUUUUUAAGCCAACAAUAAAAAUAUAAUAAAAGCUGUUUCUUCCCCCUUUUCCUUUUAAGCUAUUUGUAGAGUUUAUGAUUAAAUAGUCUGUGCAGGUUCAUAGACCGAAGAUACUACUACAAUUGCAACAAAUUAAAAAGAACCAAAAGGAAGCGGCAGAAAAAGAUUGAAUCACAAAGGCCCGACAUCUGUCUGGGUCAUCCACGCAGAAAACAAACACCCAAUCAAACCAAGCCCAGGCGUGCUCACUGGUGCAAAGAGAAAAAUGAGGGCAACUUAAGUGGUCUAAGAACCCUUCACAUUCUUUAAAGAGACAAAAGAUACUGUUGAUUUUGUGUGUUUCAUACUCUGGAUUAUUCCCCCCCCCCCCUUGGGUUUAAGAGAUUUUUUGAAAUAGCAAGGGACUGACCAUGUUACCAUAAGCCUUUACUGGCUUCUCGUGCAAUAAUAUGGGGUUUUGAGUGUGCAAACCAGUGAGAGCUGACAGCCAAAUAAUAGGCAAAUAGUGUAAAUUUGCCAGCUUGGAGAUAGAAAGGAAUUCAAUAAAAAUCAGUUACUUUCCUCCCCACCUUUUUUCCUUUAUUAUUAUUAUUAUUAUUAUUAUUAUUAUCAUCAUUUUUUGGAUUUGAUUCUGGUUACAGUGCCAUAAACCUUGUUACAUAUGUAUAUCAGAAUGUAAAAAAAAAAAAAAAGACAAAAAUUUAUUUAAAAAUAUUUUUCGCAAAAAACAAAACAAAACAAACUUGAUGUGUUUCUGUUGAUUGUGUAAAAAUUUAUUUUCAUUAUAUAAAUGAAACUCAUUUGGG